Messenger RNA from Racocetra persica, 969 nucleotides. The record is from the annotation of a GenBank genome assembly. NCBI's taxonomy places the organism in Eukaryota, Fungi, Glomeromycota, Glomeromycetes, Diversisporales, Gigasporaceae.
AUGUUUUACUCUAAAGAAAUAUUAACGCGUAAAAAAGGUGGUUUAGGCAUUAUUUGGCUCGCAGCUACUCUAGGAUCUCGUUCUAGUCUUAAAAAAUUGUCAAAAAAAGAAGUCAAUUCUGUAAAUUUAGUAAAGGCAUGUGAAUAUGUUACUUCUCCACCAGAACCAUUGGCUCUUCGUUUAACUUCCAAUCUUAUGAUUGGAAUCACAAGAGUCUAUGAUCAACAAUAUCAUUUUUAUUACAGUGAUGUAAACUGUGUAUGGAAUCGUUUGCAUAGAACUUUAAUUGAAUUACAGAAAGAAUCAGUAGAUAUGAUCGUACCACAAGCAAGGCCUGAAGCGAUUACUUUAGCAGAUGAUCCAUUUUUCGAAAUUGAAAUGACUUUUUCACACAAACCACAAGAUUUUAGUGUGGUUCCUGAUAUUGAAGAGACUACUAAUAGGACACAGCAGUCGCCGACUGUCUCAUCAUUUCCUCCCGUUAGAGCAAGUGGAUCAUCAAAUGUUACGCGUCAAUCAUUAAUUACACUUCCCGAAGUUAGUGAUGCGGACCUUUCAGUUUCUUCUAUUAGUGGAUUUAGCGGAGGAUUUGAUGCCGGAUUUGAAAUUAAUGAUGAUUUACUUAUGAUGGAUGACAGUGGAAUUGACUUUGAUGAAGAAGGUGGUCUACACGAAUUUGAACUUCGAUCUGAUGGGCAGGAUGAAACUCAACAACAAAAUGGCCAUGAUCCUUUAAAUCCGGAUAUGAAUGAAAUCAUGAAAAGAGUUAGAGAAGAACAUGACGCUGGCCUUCAAGGAAAUAACAAGGAAAAGAGACGAAUACGUCAAAAGGAACCUGCUCCAGAAGAACAAGAAGUGGAUGACCAAAUUGCGGACGUUCAAAUGGAUAUAGAGAGAGAAGGUAUGCAAGAAGUUCUACAACAAACAGCUCACGACGAUCAAGAAGUGCUACAACACGACGACCAAGAA